AUGAAUCCUUUAUCUCAAAUCAACCAACAUAUUGUCUUUCGUCGAUUGUUAUCUACUGAUGAAAAAAUUUUGACGACAUUUCUCGAAAGUCUUAGUCAACGUACACGUCAUUAUUGUGUUUAUCCAAGUUAUGAUAAAAAAACAGCAGAAUUAUUUUGUAAUGAAGAAAUAAAUAGAAAUAAUGAUAAAUUACGAUUAAUUGCUUUGAUUAAUAAAAAUACAAUAGUAGCUUUAUUUAAUAUAACAUUAUCUAUUCGUAAUGAUGAAUAUGAACGUUUUCGUAUUAAUCAUAAGAUUGAAUUGAAUAAUAAUAAUACGGCACGAUUAAGUCCAUGUAUUACUGAUAAUUAUCAAAAUAAAUAUCUUGGUAAUUAUUUAAUGGAAAAAGUAAUCGAUAUUAUACGACAAAUGGAUAAACGUUAUGUGAUUCUAUCUGGUGGUGUACUUGUAGAAAAUACUCGAGCUAUUCAUUUUUUUGAAAGAAAUAAAUUUAGAUUAUUUUCAACAACUUUUUUAAGUCAUGAUGGAUAUGAAUGUAAAGAUGGUCUUAUUGAAAUUGACUCACAAUAA
Molecule: messenger RNA, 570 nt
Organism: Rotaria sp. Silwood1
Lineage: Eukaryota; Metazoa; Rotifera; Eurotatoria; Philodinida; Philodinidae
Source: the annotation of a GenBank genome assembly